UUUAGGUUUUAGUUUAUUAAAUUUUUGUCUUUCUUUAUUUGUUCUCUUGCAAACUAAUAACAAUGACAUCUGAAUUCAUCUCAAAGAAGAAGUCAUGUCCAUUUUUAAGUAUAAUCAUUUUCUCAGUUAUAAUCCUUAUAUUAGGAGCAAUUUUACUUUACCGAUUAGACUGGUUCGACUCGCCUCCCUCGCCCAACGACGAGCUGACUCACCCUUUUCCUACGGCCAUGAUGAAGGACGAUCAAAUCCUGAAAGGAUCAUAUUUGUUGGGUCUGGGAAAUUUGGCUGGACCUGAAGAUAUUGUGUAUGAUAGCAAGUCUAAGAUAAUUUAUACGGGCUGUUCUGAUGGGUGGAUCAAGCGAGUGACAGUAACUGAGUCUGUAGGUGACACGGUUGUGGAAAACUGGGUUAACACUACAGGUAGACCGCUUGGACUCGCCUUAGGACUCGGAGGUGAAGUUAUUGUAGCUGAUGCAUAUAAGGGGCUAUUGAAGAUAAGUAGAGAUGGUGCAAUUACAGUGCUAACUCACGAGGCAGAAGGCCUAAAAUUCAAGCUGACAGACGGUGUAGAUAUAGCAAAAAAUGGGAAAAUAUAUUUUACAGAUGCUUCAUAUAAAUAUAACCUCACUCAAUUUCUGGUUGAUCUUCUGGAACAGAAGCCCCACGGUCGCUUACUCUGCUACGAUCCUUCAACUAAAACAACUCGAGUUCUGCUCCGUGAUCUCUACUUCGCUAACGGGAUUGCUCUUUCUCCUGAUCAAGAUUAUCUUGUUUUCUGCGAAACCCCAAAGAAAAGAUGUGGAAAAUAUUACAUAGAAGGGAAAAAGAAAGGCAGCAUAGAACACUUUUUUAGGCUGCCUGGAUAUCCUGACAACAUACAUUACAAUGGACGUGGCCACUUCUGGGUUGCAGCAGCCAUGGAAAUUGGUGAUCAGAAGUACAUAGGAGGAAUGGAUUCAGACAUGGGAGGGGUUUUUGUGGUGAAUUUGGAAGGGAAGUUAAUAAAUCAUUACCAUGAUGCAAGUUUAAUGCUGAUCUCAAGCGCAGUCAAGAUCAAUAAUUAUCUUUACUGUGGCUCCAUAGUCUAUCCAUACAUUAUACGUCUUGAUCUUGCUCAAAAUCCAGCAUAUUCCUCAGCGUAAGCUAUACAAUUGCACUACUUAAUUGAAUGAUAAGUUGAUAUAUUAUUUUAAAAUCGGCUAAUUUAGUCCA
This is a messenger RNA of Mercurialis annua (annual mercury), 1212 nucleotides long. RefSeq names its product protein STRICTOSIDINE SYNTHASE-LIKE 6-like. The transcript is spliced from 4 exons. Gene Ontology annotation, biological process: biosynthetic process. The record is from RefSeq and is a predicted model, not a curated record. Gene Ontology annotation, molecular function: strictosidine synthase activity. The coding region runs from base 63 to 1142 and encodes 359 amino acids. NCBI's taxonomy places the organism in Eukaryota, Viridiplantae, Streptophyta, Magnoliopsida, Malpighiales, Euphorbiaceae.